Molecule: messenger RNA, 1181 nt
Organism: Suillus bovinus
Lineage: Eukaryota; Fungi; Basidiomycota; Agaricomycetes; Boletales; Suillaceae
Product: S-adenosyl-L-methionine dependent methyltransferase
Exons: 11
Coding region: 87-1181 (364 amino acids)
Biological process (GO): rRNA base methylation
Cellular component (GO): nucleus
Molecular function (GO): 23S rRNA (adenine(1618)-N(6))-methyltransferase activity
Source: RefSeq, a predicted model, not a curated record
AUCACUCUUACACGAUUUGGCCAGCGGAUCAAAUUUAAAACGGAGCAAGGUCAUAAGUUCGCAAAGCGAACGCCUAGUUACAUUACAUGCAUCCUCGCAAUCCGUACAACAAACCUCCUGAUUUUGCUGACCUUGCAAGGCGCUACCCUCCCCUCAGACCACACGUAUUCAUAAACCAUACAGGAUCGAGUGCAAUAGAUUUCAAAAGCCUUCCCGCACAAAAGCGUUUAACAGAAGCACUCCUUCGUCUUGACUAUGGUCUUUCACUAACCCUGCCGGACGAUAGACUCUGCCCUCCAGUGCCGAACAGACUAAACUAUGUUCUUUGGCUACAAGACAUAGUGAAAUCAAAUUGCGGUUCCGCCACCGUCAGAGGGCUUGACAUUGGUACUGGUGCUUCAGCAAUCUAUCCGUUGUUGGCUUGUGGUAUCGAACAUACUUGGAACUUCGUGGCCACUGAUAUCGACGAACGAUCCGUCCAAUUUGCCAAACAAAACGUCUCCAAGAAUUCUAUGGAUAGUCGCAUUGCUGUCGAGCGUGUACAGGUUGAUGGGCCUAUUCUUCAGCUACUACAUACAAGUCUAAUGGAUUUCGACUUCACCAUGUGUAACCCACCGUUUUAUAGCAGCGCCGAGGACGUUUCACGUUCAGCUGAUUUCAAGGAGUUUGGUCCAAAUGCAGUUUGCUCCGGUGCAGAAGUGGAGAUGAUAACUCCAGGAGGAGAAACAAAUUUUGUCGCUCGGAUUUUUCUAGAAAGUCUACAGUUGAAGACGAAGUGCCGGUGGUACACUUCUAUGCUUGGGAAGAUGUCAUCAAUCCCUGAACUUGUUUCCCUCUUUCGCGAACACAGCGUAGACAAUUAUGCUAUAACAGAGUUUGUUCAGGGUCAAACUCGUCGUUGGGCCAUUGGCUGGUCAUUUCAAGAUGCUAGACUUCCUGAUACCCUCGCUCGAUUCUCCAACCAAGCCUUGCAGAAUAUGAUGCCUUCUCGAAACACGCUGCAUCACGUUUUUCUGGGCGCUCGAUCCGCAGAAAUUCUGGCAAGCGCUUUACGAAACGUUCUCACACUUAUUAAUGGCGUAACGAUUGCAUCUUCGGCUACGCCUGCAAUUUAUGAUCAUUCUUCUGCCAUGCUGCAUCAGGAAAACCACCGCUUACUUAUCUCACUUUUUGUCUCUUAA